Molecule: messenger RNA, 1467 nt
Organism: Fonsecaea multimorphosa CBS 102226
Lineage: Eukaryota; Fungi; Ascomycota; Eurotiomycetes; Chaetothyriales; Herpotrichiellaceae
Exons: 5
Coding region: 1-1467 (488 amino acids)
Biological process (GO): ammonium transmembrane transport
Cellular component (GO): plasma membrane
Molecular function (GO): ammonium channel activity
Source: RefSeq, a predicted model, not a curated record
AUGUCGACAGAGGAUCUGGGAUCACUUCCCUAUGUUCCUCUGGAGGUCUACAAUGGAACGACAAUGACUGGCGGUGAUUCUCUCACCGAGGAUCUCAAUGUCUAUUACAAUGCCGGCGACAUUGCCUGGAUGAUCACAGCCACAGCUUUGGUGCUGCUCAUGAUUCCCGGUGUUGGCUUCUUCUACUCCGGCCUUGCGCGACGGAAAUCCGCACUGUCACUUAUAUGGCUGUCCGUCGCAGCUACAGCCUUGAUUUCCUUUCAGUGGUUCUUCUGGGGUUAUUCCCUGACCUUCUCCCACACGGCCGGUAAAUUCAUUGGAGAUCUGGAAAACUUUGGCUUCCGCAAUGUCCUUGGGGCUCCCUCUGUUGGAUCAAGCAAGAUCCCCGAUCUCAUGUUCGCCGUGUACCAAGGGAUGUUCGCUGCGAUCACGGUCGCCUUAGCUAUCGGUGCCGCUGCCGAACGUGGACGGAUGCUGCCUGCCAUGGUUUUCUCCUUCGUCUGGGCAACUGUCGUCUACGACCCUAUCGCCUGCUGGACGUGGAAUUCUUCGGGGUGGGUCUUCAAGAUGGGUGGUCUUGAUUUUGCUGGUGGUACUCCUGUCCACAUUUCGUCCGGUGCUGCUGCUCUGGCCUACUCUCUCAUGCUGGGAAAGCGUCGUGGCCACGGCACUCACGAGCUGAACUAUCGCCCACACAACGUCACACACAUAGUCAUUGGCACCGUCUUUCUCUGGGUUGGGUGGUUCGGAUUCAAUGCUGGUUCCGCUUUGUCUGCCAAUCUCCGUGCCAUCAUGGCUGCUGUUGUCACCAACUUGGCAGCGAGCGUCGGCGGCCUGACUUGGUGCAUUCUUGACUACCGUUUGGAGCGCAAAUGGUCCACCGUCGGCUUCUGCAGUGGUGUCAUUGCAGGCUUAGUUGCUAUCACUCCGGGUAGUGGCUUCGUUCCCGCCUGGGCUGCUGUCGUUUUCGGUGUUGUAGGUGGCGCUGCCUGCAACUAUGCCACCAAGCUCAAGUUCCUCCUUCACAUCGAUGACUCCCUCGACAUAUUUGCAAUUCACGGCGUUGGUGGCCUUGUCGGAGACCUCUUGACCGGACUCUUCGCGGCGGACUACAUCGCUCAUCUAGAUGGAGCCACCGUAAUCAACGGUGGUUGGCUCAAUCAUCACUGGAUUCAACUGGCUUAUCAGCUCUGCGAUGGUGUCACAGGAAUGGCCUAUUCCUUCGUCCUCAGUUGCAUCAUCCUGUUUGUUCUCAACUUCAUCCCGGGCCUGCAUCUUCGUGCGUCUGAGCAAGAGGAGAUCAUGGGCAUGGACGAGACCGAGAUCGGCGAAUUUGCUUACGACUAUGUCGAGUUAUCCCGGGACGUUGUCAAUGGUCUCGAGCAAGACACCCCUAACCACCGAGAUGUACCCAGCUCAGAUGGUGAACACCUUGAGAAACCAGCAAAUGUACCUCGUUCGCCGUGA